Sordaria macrospora k-hell is the source of this 1734-nucleotide messenger RNA. RefSeq lists its product as uncharacterized. The record is from RefSeq and is a predicted model, not a curated record. Gene Ontology annotation, molecular function: protein binding. Gene Ontology annotation, biological process: tRNA modification; RNA (guanine-N7)-methylation. Gene Ontology annotation, cellular component: tRNA methyltransferase complex; nucleus; cytosol. NCBI's taxonomy places the organism in Eukaryota, Fungi, Ascomycota, Sordariomycetes, Sordariales, Sordariaceae.
AUGGCUUUGCCAUAUCACGUCCUCAAGGUGUGCGACGGCAUCGUCUUUGCCGCUCGCGGAAGCAACAUCCACUCAUUCGACUCCAACUUCGAACCUAUCUCAGUAUGGAAGUACCCCGUCAAGCAGCAAGAGACCAACGCAGAGAAGGCCGAGAUUGAGACCCCGGCUCCUACCGUCGAGGCCGCCGAAGAGUCGCCCGUCCCAGAAGGACCCCCUGCUAAAAAGAGGAAAGUGGAAGAUGGCGAGGUGGUAGCCGUUACGGAAGAGAGCAAGGAGGAAACCACUGAAGGUCAAACUGAGACCAAGACUGAAGGAGGCUUGACCCAGCACCAGAAAGAAGUGAACAGACGCAGCAGGCGGCAAAAGCAGAAGCAAAAGACCGAGGGCGGCUGGGCAAAGAACAACAAGGCUGCUCUCGAGAAGCCGUUUGUCCAGGGCCUGUACCUCACCACCGACAGCCGUCAUCUCGUCGCCAUUACCGGAUCCGACAAGACCAUCUGGGUCUUUGAGCACGAUGGUGCCGGAAACCUCAAGCAGCUAAGCCAAAGAGCGAUGCCCAAGCGUCCUUGCGCUCUCGCCCUUACUCCCGACAACAAGACCAUCCUCUCGGCCGACAAGUUCGGCGACGUCUUUUCGCUCCCUCUUCUCUUCACCCCUUCCGAGCCCACGGCUUCCGCCGCUGCUGCUGCUGCUGCUGUUGCUACCACCACCACCAUUUCCGAGGUCGCCACCCCCGAACCCAUCCCCUCCACCCCGGCCACUCCCGCCGUUCCUACUCCUCCUCCUACGACCGACGUCGCCAAGGUGCAAUCGCUCUCCGUCAAGCCGCAAGCUAACGAGCUCACGGUGCACACGCUCCGCAACCUCAAGGCGCUGGAGAACCAGAAGCGCUGCCUGGAGCGGCAAAAAGCGGCCAAGCUCGCCGCGGCCCUGCAAGCCUCGCAGUUCGAGCACACGCUGCAGCUGGGCCACGUGUCCAUGCUCACUUCGGUGGCCGUGGUCGUGCACCCGGCCUACCCGGGCCGGACGUACAUCAUUACGGCCGACAGGGACGAGCACAUCCGCGUGAGCCGCGGUAUCCCGCAGGCGCACGUGAUCGAGGGCUUCCUUUUGGGCCACGACGAGUUCGUGAGCCGGGUGUGCAUCCCCGAGAAGCGCGGGGACGUGUUGAUCAGCGGCGGUGGCGAUGACGACUUGUUUGUGUGGGACUGGGUCAGCAGCAAGCUGCUGGGCAAGGCGCCGGUGUUGGCCGAGGUCAGGAAGGCGCUUGCUCCCGAGGAGGCGGAGAAGGUUACCAAGGUUGCUGUGACGAAGAUUUUCGAUGUUCAGCAGGGAGAGAAGACGCACAUCUUUGUCAUUUGCGAACGCAUCCCCCUUCUUCUAAUCUAUACCCUCACCUCCGACAACACCUUUCAACACACGCAAACCCUCUCCCUCCUCGGCACCCCGCUAGAUGUCGAGUACCUCAAGGCCGAUUCCAAGCUCAUCGUGUCCAUCGAUCCCAACACCUCGUCCGAGACCCAGGAGGAAGAGGCCAACAACGGCGGCGUAUCUUCCAUCCUCGCUCUGUCGUUUAACGAGUCUGUCUCCUCGGGCUGGAAGGUGGCGCCCACCGGUGGUCUCAAGGUGACUGAAGCGGCCGAGGACGAUAGUACUACGUUGACUCCCCAAGAUUUGCAGAAGCUUCUGUAUACCACGGAGAGCUUGAGGAAGACGAAUAAGGAUGACGAGUAG